AUGUUAAUUCGAGGUGCACUUAAUUAUCCCAGAGGAGCCCCCCUUGAUGCAUGUGAUACGUUAUCUCCCAGUUUAACUGAACAUGGACCUUCAAAAGCUGAUCUAUCCUCACCUCCUCCUUUUCAGAUCAUACCUUCAACUGAUAGCUAUAGCGAAGGAGAACAUCUUAAAAUCCAAAUAAUAGGCGGAAAUUACAAAGGAUUUUUACUUCAAGCCAGAUCUAUGUUUACGGAUGAAAGAGUAGGGGAGUUUAUUGAUCCUCCUAGUGGAACAAAACUCUUAAAUUGUUCCGGAGGUAAUUCCAUAACACACGAUGGAUCAAAAGAAUCACUACAAGGUCUUCAGUACACGUGGAUUGCGCCGGGCAUGAAUGCAGGCACCAUAAAUUUUAUGUAA
Gordionus sp. m RMFG-2023 is the source of this 396-nucleotide messenger RNA. Its product is annotated as putative ferric-chelate reductase 1. Gene Ontology annotation, cellular component: membrane. The transcript is spliced from 2 exons. The record is from RefSeq and is a predicted model, not a curated record. The coding region runs from base 1 to 396 and encodes 131 amino acids. NCBI's taxonomy places the organism in Eukaryota, Metazoa, Nematomorpha, Gordioida, Chordodea, Parachordodidae.